AUGUCGCAAACCUUCAUCGAUACCACCAGUGCCGCGGUCCCCUUUCCGUUUUCGGAUUGGGAAUGCCCUCAACCUCCCAAGCCGCCCUCUCCACCACCCACUCCACCACCGCCGCCGCCCUAUUCAUCGCCGCCCUCUCCCCCGGCUCCUUCUCCCGCGACUCCUCCUCCCUUGCCGAUCGUGAAUCAAUCCCUUGUCGGAGUGCCUUCUGGGCCUUUUUCGCUUCGCCUCUCCGCCAACGAGAACGAUGCCGAGGACAGGCUGGAGCUCCUCUGUGAGUUCGCUAGGGAGGAGAACUUGGGUACCGUUGUGUCCCAUCUCCGCCGCAACUCGGAACUGAAUUGGAGCAUCCUCUUUUCGGAGUUGAAGGGGGACCAAAACUGUCUCGUCCCUGGGAUGAAGUGUGGCGGCAUCUGGAGCCACACCGACAAGGUUGCCGCGAGGAAGCACUACAGCAAUCGAGCGCAUCUUGAUUGGGACCGCAAGAUGGCCCCGAGAGGCCGCUCGUCUCCCCCCUGA
Messenger RNA from Fusarium keratoplasticum, 519 nucleotides. RefSeq lists its product as uncharacterized. NCBI's taxonomy places the organism in Eukaryota, Fungi, Ascomycota, Sordariomycetes, Hypocreales, Nectriaceae. The transcript has 3 exons. The coding region runs from base 1 to 519 and encodes 172 amino acids. The record is from RefSeq and is a predicted model, not a curated record.